Messenger RNA from Penicillium subrubescens, 363 nucleotides. It is a transcript of the gene spt4, whose product is annotated as transcription elongation factor SPT4. The transcript is spliced from 4 exons. The record is from RefSeq and is a predicted model, not a curated record. Gene Ontology annotation, biological process: positive regulation of DNA-templated transcription, elongation; regulation of transcription elongation by RNA polymerase II; chromatin organization. Gene Ontology annotation, molecular function: RNA polymerase II complex binding; zinc ion binding. Gene Ontology annotation, cellular component: DSIF complex; nucleus. Lineage: Eukaryota; Fungi; Ascomycota; Eurotiomycetes; Eurotiales; Aspergillaceae. Bases 1 to 363 code for a protein of 120 amino acids.
AUGUCAUUCUACACUCCGCCAAACCAGCAACGCUCUUUGCGGGCUUGCAUGGUCUGCUCUGUCGUUCAGUUGCACAAUAAAUUCAUGCGCGACGGCUGUCCCAACUGCGAAAAUGUCCUCCAGCUCCGUGGGAACAACGAUGCCAUCCAAGAAUGCACUUCACAAGUCUUUGAAGGUCUGAUCUCAGUCCGCGACCCGGCCGCAAGCUGGGUGGCUCGGUGGCAGCGACUGGACAACUACGUGGCUGGAACAUAUGCGACCAAGGUGACAGGAUCGCUUCCGGAGUACAUUAUUAGCAGCUUGGAGGACUCUGGUGUCAAAUACGUUCCUCGUGACGGAAGCACUGGCGAAGAAGAAUCCUAG